This is a messenger RNA of Astyanax mexicanus (Mexican tetra), 939 nucleotides long. RefSeq names its product macrophage mannose receptor 1-like. The record is from RefSeq and is a predicted model, not a curated record. NCBI's taxonomy places the organism in Eukaryota, Metazoa, Chordata, Actinopteri, Characiformes, Acestrorhamphidae. The transcript has 6 exons. Bases 1 to 939 code for a protein of 312 amino acids.
AUGUUGCACGUGGUGUACGUGACUAAAACUCUGGAUCCCUGCUAUCAGACUGACUUCACCUUCAGCUAUCACCUGAUCACUGAGAAUAAGACCUGGUAUGAAGCUCAGAGUUACUGCAGGAAGAACUACACUGAUCUGGUCAGCAUCAGAGAUCAGGAGCAGAAUGAAGCAGUGAAGAUAGCAGGGAUGAAGAGCAGUGAUUCCUUCUGGAUUGGUCUGCUGCGUGAUGACCUGGAGUGGGCUGAUGGAGGAAGAUCUGCUUACAGAAACUGGGACACUAUUUACCCUCGAUCAUCAACAUCAUCAAACUGUACACUGCUGAAUGCGAAUGGGAAAUGGGAAACAGUGCCAUGCAAUAAUACUGCGCCUGCUGUUCUGUGCUACAACACAUCUGUUAAUGUCGGUGAUGACCAAAUGACCGGGAUGAGCAGCACUCUGAACUACUGUAAGAAAGUCUUUUCUCCUGCAGAACAAAACAAUCGUCUGAGAACUUUCCAUCUCAUAGAGAAGAACCUGACUCAGUCUGAAGCUCGAGCAGCUUGUAGAGAGAACUACACUGAUCUGGUCACUGUGUAUAAUGAUGAAAACAUCACUGCACUGAUCAGACUGACUGGUAUCGGCUCUGCAUGGACCGGUCUGUACAGGAAUCAGCCCAGUGUAAAAUGGUCUAAUGGUGAUAACGUUACAUUCAGAAAUCAGGAGACUGGAGACUGUGGCUCAUUGCCCUGCUGUUCUCUUAUGAAGGCUGAUGGAUCAUGGGACAAAAUUCAGUGUACACAGACAAAAAACUUCAUGUGUUACAAACAAGGUCAGACUGACCUUACCUUCAGCUAUCACCUGAUCACUGAUCAGUUUCUGAACUGUGGGCUAAUGGAGGAAGAUCUGCUUACAGAAACUGGUGGAACGAUCACCCUAAAUCUUCUCCAGCAGACUGUGUGA